Nematostella vectensis (starlet sea anemone) is the source of this 1186-nucleotide messenger RNA. RefSeq names its product metalloproteinase inhibitor 3. The transcript has 4 exons. Lineage: Eukaryota; Metazoa; Cnidaria; Anthozoa; Actiniaria; Edwardsiidae. The record is from RefSeq and is a predicted model, not a curated record. Gene Ontology annotation, molecular function: protein binding; metalloendopeptidase inhibitor activity. Bases 19 to 744 code for a protein of 241 amino acids.
CCUGGGGAAUUGUCAAACAUGGCUUUAGGUUUGACAGUCCUCUUGGUCUUCGCUGCCCUGACUGAAGGCAAAGCGUGCGUUUGUAAAAUGGGAAGUCACCCACAGGACAAGUUCUGCCAAGCAGACUUUGUUGUGCGCGGUCGCGUGGAGUCUGGCCCAGUGGAAGGUUACAUCACAUACCCCCCGCAAAGCCGAGGAUUCCGUCAUUGGCCCAAGCAGCGGGACGUUCUGGUGCACGUUGUCAUGGUUACGCAGAUUUUUAAGGGUGCAGGGCUUGUGAGCAAGGCAGGGAAACCGGUCGCUAAGCAACCGGAGGAGGGCAACCCAUUGGUUCAUAAUGUCAAAAUCUACGCGGAUAGAUCGCCGUGCCCAGGGUGGCUACGCGCUGGUACGGACUACCUGUUGGCUGGCCUGGUGGAUGAUGGGAAACUUUUUAUCUCGUCCUGUCAUUGGACUUCACCAUGGCAACAGGUGACGCAGGCGCAGAGGCUCGGCGUGCAAAGCGUCUAUGGGGAGAGUUGUCGAUGUCGAGUUACUUCUUGCAGCUUUCUCGGGCCAGGCGGCCUUAUACUGGAUUCGCACUGUAGCGAAGGCUAUCUGUAUUGCGGUGAGCAUGGACUUAGCUGUGCGUGGAAACCCGUCAUAACUGGCAGCGAGAGCAAUGAAUACAAGAAAUGCAAAGCGUCUAUUAUACCGGCACUACACCAAAUCGAACGAAGGCAUAGGGUCGUUAGAAAACAUUGAGAUAUGGAUAAUGCUAAUUGAUGUGAUUACAGAAAAAAUCCAAACAUCUUUCAUCCGCCGAAAUCUCCCAUUCCCUCCCUGGUGGUUAAGGGUAGUUUUCGGAAUCACACAAUAUUGUUGUGUACUAGAAACUAAAAUGUUACAGAAAUAGUAUGCAUUUUGGGGCAAAAAGCUGAGUGUCUAACAAAAGCCCGACAACAUUUUCUCACAUUAUUAAGGUGUAAACAACGUUUUCAACCUGUUUAAACCCUUUUAGCGAGAUAAUUUUACACUUUUUACACCAGGUUUCGUCUUGGUUUGCGUAGUGAAACUUUUUGCGAAUAUCUGUAUCAUAACUCCCAAAAAGGAAAAUAGAAUCUUAUAACUUAUAGGGAUAUAUACCAGCAUCUGUAUUUUUCGUUAUAUAUUAAUUAAAGUAAUUAAAUUUAAUUGAAUUAUUGGA